GAGAACUGAGAGGAAUGACAACCGGUUAUGAGUGACCUAAACAGUCGGCUGGGAAUGAGAAGAGCUCAAGAUUCCCACCACCACCAAGGAACAACUCCUCCUGCCUCUGGAUCUUCUGAUGGGCCCCACAAGGUGACAGUACUUACUACAAUGCUAUCAGGCAGGUGGUGGCCAAGUACCUGGGGGAGCCUAGGGCUGAGGCCCCAAAGUCCUUCUCAGGGAUCCCAGCUCUGUGCCCUCUAUGCCUUUACCUACACUGGGGCAGAUGGCCGGCAGGUAUGUCUGGCUGAAGGGGACAGAUUCCUACUGCUUCGAAAGACCAACUCAGACUGGUGGUUGGCAAGGCGCCUUGGUGCACCUUCUACCUCCCGACCCAUCUUUGUCCCAGCUGCCUACAUGAUUGAGGAAUGUAUCCCUUCCCAAAGCCCAACUACCAUCACCUGCAGCCAAUCCCUCUGGAGUCCUGGGCCAAAGUCGUUUCAGGGCUCUCCAGAGGAGCUGCACCUGUCUCAGGCAUCCCCAAACAGACCCCAGGCUACAUCCAAGCAGCCUCCCCCUCUGCCACCCAAAAUGUGUAGAAGUGUCAGUGUUGCCAAUUUGAGGCCCAGCCUCCUGAAGCCCCUUCAGGAAGGACCAAGUGGAAGAUCCGUCUCCCAGGAAGACUUGCUGACAGAGGCCAAUGCCAACAUGGCAGGACCCCAGCCCCUCAUGUCAGAGUCUCCUGUGUACUGUAACCUGGUGGACCUUCGCCGCUGUCCCCGGUCCCCGCCCCCAGGCCCUGCAUGCCCUCCACUGCAGAGGCUGGAUGCCUGGGAGCAGCACCUGGACCUCAGCUCCGGACGCUGCUUCUACGUACAUUCGCUGACGGGCUGCAAGUCCUGGAAGCCACCGCGCCGCAGUCGCACCCUAGAGACGAACUCUGGCUCCAUGGAGGGGACACAGACCUUGAGUAGGGACAACGGUGUCCUGCAACCUCAAACAAAGGGCUCAGGAUCUGACACAGGGACCCCAGAACUGCUCAAUCCACAGGGCUCCCCCUGCCUCAGCCAGCACACUUCCCACCUUGCCGCCUCAGACCAGCCUCCAGACUCGCAGCCCCCUCGACCUCUGCCGCAGCUCCUGGACGACCCCCAUGAGGUGGAAAAGUCGGGCCUGCUCAACAUGACCAAAAUUGCCCAGGGGGGGCGCAAGAUCAGGAAGAACUGGGGCCCAUCUUGGGUCGUGUUAGCAGGUAACAGCCUGGUGUUCUACCGAGAGCCACCGCAGGCUGUGCCCUCCUCCGGCUGGGGGCCACUGGGUAGCCGGCCGGAAAGUAGCGUGGACCUGCGCGGGGCGGCCCUGGCGCACGGCCGCCACCUGUCCAGCCGCCGCAACGUCCUGCACAUCCGCACGGUCCCUGGCCACGAGUUCCUGCUGCAAUCGGACCACGAGACCGAGCUGCGAGCCUGGCACCGAGCUCUGCGGGCGGUCAUCGAGCGGCUGGAGCGGGAGAACCCCCUGGAGCUGCGUCUGUCGGGCUCAGGACCAGCGGAGCUGAGGGAGCUAAGCGCCGGGGAGGACGAAGAAGAGGAGUCGGAGCCGGUGCCCAAGCCGCUGCUGCGCUUUAGCGGCCGCCGGAGCUCCAGUCGGUGUCCGGAAGGCACUGAGCAGAACCGCGUGCGGAACAAACUAAAGCGGCUGAUCGCCAAGAGACCGCCCUUGCAAAGCCUGCAGGAGCGGGGUCUGCUCCGAGACCAGGUGUUCGGCUGCCAGUUGGAAUCACUGUGCCAGCGGGAAGAUGACACAGUGCCCAGCUUUGUGAGGCUCUGCAUUGCUGCUGUGGAUAAAAGAGGUCUAGAUGUGGAUGGUAUUUACCGAGUGAGUGGGAACUUGGCAGUGGUCCAGAAACUUCGCUUUCUGGUAGACAGAGAGCGUGCAGUGACCUCCGAUGGGAGGUAUGUGUUCCCAGAACAGCCAGGACAAGAAGGCCGAUUAGAUUUGGACAGUGCUGAAUGGGAUGAUAUUCAUGUGGUCACUGGAGCCCUGAAGCUUUUUCUCCGGGAGCUGCCCCAGCCUCUGGUGCCCCCACUGCUGCUGCCCCAUUUUCGUGCUGCCCUUGGGUGAUAGCACACUCAGAUAAGAACCGCAUGACCCCCCACAACCUGGGAAUUGUUUUUGGACCAACCCUGUUUCGGCCAGAACAGGAGACAUCUGACCCGGCAGCUCAUUCCCUCUACCCUGGGCAGCUAGUCCAGUUGAUGCUCACCAACUUCACCAGCCUCUUCCACUGACGUGGGCAAAGAAGAAGAGAAAACGUAUUUCCAGUGAUCUCUGUUGUGUACCCUCUGGUGAUGGGGUUGGUGGUGUUGUUUUGAGGACAUCCCUUUAAAUCCUGUGUCCCCCAAAUGACUUGUCUCCAUCUUUGUGAGUCUGACCUGAGGGGUUGGGAUGAGGUAAGAGAACUCUAAAGAGGAAAGUUAGUGCAUUAACCCCUGCUUCUCUUCUUGUUUCCUGUUAUCACCCCUCCCCAAGUUAAUAACACCUCAAAUAUUCUUUCUGAU
This is a messenger RNA of Galeopterus variegatus (Sunda flying lemur), 2540 nucleotides long. It is a transcript of the gene ARHGAP9, whose product is annotated as Rho GTPase activating protein 9. The transcript has 18 exons. Gene Ontology annotation, biological process: regulation of GTPase activity; signal transduction. The record is from RefSeq and is a predicted model, not a curated record. Gene Ontology annotation, cellular component: cytoplasm. Lineage: Eukaryota; Metazoa; Chordata; Mammalia; Dermoptera; Cynocephalidae. The coding region runs from base 28 to 2103 and encodes 691 amino acids. Gene Ontology annotation, molecular function: protein binding.